UCUCUUCCUCGCUUCUCCCAUACAGAGAAGCUCAAACUCUGCUUUUUCCUCUUUCGCUAUUUCGCAUUUUCUCAUAUCAGAUUAGCCAUUUCUCUGCCUCCCAAAUCCUCAGCAACCCUCUAUCGUUGAUCCCAAGUCAUGGAGGUUAAGCCCAUGAAUGAAAUCGACGAUAUCAUUCGGAAUCCGGGCUUCCUGCCCCCGCCCGUAACCGUGAAGCGCACAGUUACCAGCACCGGCGCUCGGAUUACGACCCAGAUCAAGGCAGACGACUCCGAGGACUCUGAGGAAGCGAAACCGCUUAUUGGGUGCGAGCCCGAGAGCGGAGUGAAUGCUCUUGUGAGUGAAAAUGUGCGCUCAGAUUGUCAAAACGGCUCAGUGAAAGAAGAGGUCAAUGUUAAGAUGUCGCUUGGCGAAUCUCUUAAGGAGAUGAAUACGAAUGUGAUGUCUGAGGAGGAGUGUCUGCGAACCCAGAUUAACGAAGAGCAGCCUAAGGAACCAGAAGUGGUCAGAGUCAAGGAGGAGCCUGACGGGCGCUCGGAUUGUCCAGACGGCUUGGUAAAAGAAGAGGUUAAGGCCUCGACGAGAAUGUCGUUUGACGAGUUUCUUAAGGUGACGAAAACGAAGGUGAUGUCUGAGGAGGAGUGUCUGAGAACACAAAUUAACGAAGAGCAGCCUAAGAAACCAGAAGUGGUGAGAGUCAAGGAGGAGCCUGAUGGGCACUCAGAUUGUCCAGACGGCUUGGUAAAAGACGAGGUUAAGGCCUCGACGAGAAUGUCGUUUGAUGAGUUUCUUAAGGUGACGAAUACGAAGGUGAUGUCUGAGGAGGAGUGUCUGAGAACCCAGAUUAAAGAAGAGCAGCCUAGGGAGGUGCUCAGAGUCAAGCAGGAGCCUAAUGGGGUUGAGGACAAGCGUCUCGUGAGGGAAAAUGUGCGCACAGAUUGUCCAGACGGCUGGGUAAAAUACGAGGUUAAUGCCUCGAAGAGAAUGUCGUUUGACGAGUUUCUUAAGGCAACAGAUACAAAGGCGAUAUCCGGGGAGGAGUUGCUGACAACCCCGGUCAACGUAGAGCGGCCUAAGGAACCAGAAGCAAUUAAAGUCAAGGAAGAACCUGAUGUGGGUUUUGAGGGUAAUCGGCCAUCGGUACCCGAAAAGUUGGUCAGCGGCAUGUCCUCUCAAGAGGGGCUUUUGUUAGCGCGUUACACUAAGUCUGAUGGUGAAUCUGCCAUUUCACACGAGAAAAAGUUGGAGCCUAAAGAUUCAGAGAAAGCCGAGUCGCCUAAUGGGUCUAGGCCUAAUGUUAGAGUGAAAGAGGAACCUGCUUUGGGGGCUGAGAAGAAGGUAUGUGUGAAAGAACAGUCGGUUGGUUCUAACUUUUCUUCCGUGAAGAAAGAAAUAAACGAAGAUCGAAGGAUUAGUUCAGGCUUGGUCCAGGAUGGGGAUUUUCCGGAGGAGCCAGAUUGGUUUCUGGUGGGAAGGACGAUUGUCACUGCACUUUCGACCACAAAAGGAAGGAAAUUGGCUGACAAUGAGAUUGUUGAUUUCACAUUUCCCUCCCCACAUUGGAGACAUAAUGCUCAGUGGAUUGUUCGCUUUUCUACCAAACGGUUCGGAGAGAUUGGUCGGCUUCCAAUGGAGUGGGCAAAAUGUGUUAUUCCGCUUGUAAAUGGUUCUAAGGUUAAAAUUCUUGGACGAUGUGUAGCUGCACCAUCAAACCUUUCCAUGAUGCAAGAAAUCCUGUUGUAUGUAAGCUUUUAUAUUCAUCGUUCAAUAUUCACGGAGUGUGACAAGUCUUCGUGGAGGCUAGACGCUUCCUAUAGCAUUGAUUCUACACUUUAUCCUCUUCUCACUCUGUUCGAAUUGCUGAAAAUUAAUCCAUAUCAGAAGGCUGAGUUUACCCCUGAGGACCUUCAUUCUCGGAAACGUGUGCUAAAUCUAGAAGGUGAUUCAGAAGAAGCUGCAUCGACCUUGCCUAUUCUGAAGCGAAGAAAGGGUUGUCAACAGUAUACAGAACAAACCAAUGAUGAACAAGCUGUCACGGAGUCAUCUCUGAAUAAACUUGUGGGGGCAGUAGAAGUGUAUAACUUGGAGGAGAUGGAACCCCCAUAUACACUCAUGUGUGAGCUUAGGCCGUACCAGAAACAAGCACUAUACUGGAUGUCAGAAUUAGAAAAGGGAAUUGAUGUUGAGAAAGCAGCAAAAACUCUUCAUCCAUGCUGGGCAGCAUAUCGUAUAUGCGAUCGGCGGGCUUCCUCUAUUUAUGUCAACAAUUUCUCAGGGGAAGCAACUACUAAAUUUCCAACUGCAACACAGAUGGCAAGAGGAGGAAUAUUAGCAGAUGCAAUGGGGCUUGGAAAGACUGUAAUGACAAUCGGUCUAAUACUUGCAAGACCAGGAAGAGGAUGCCCUGCUAAUGGCACUAAAGUUGCAGAUACUACUGAAAUUACGAAGAAGACAAAGAAAGAUUGUCAUAUGAACACCUCAUUGAAAGGAAAUGGUGGCACUCUUAUUGUUUGUCCCAUGGCAUUGUUAGGGCAAUGGAAGGAUGAGCUUGAAACCCACUCGAAGCCAGAAACUUUAUCAAUUUUUGUUCACUAUGGUGGGGGCAGAACAAAUGACCCAAAGGUCAUGGCAGAAUACGACGUGGUCUUGACAACAUAUGGAGUACUAUCUGCCGCUUAUAAAAAUGAUGCAGAGAACAGCGUCUUCCACAGGGUCAGUUGGUAUAGGGUGGUUCUAGAUGAAGCUCAUACCAUAAAAUCUUGGAAGACUCAAGGUGCUCAGGCUGCCUUUACAUUGUCGUCACACUGCAGGUGGUGUCUAACGGGAACCCCUCUUCAGAAUAAUUUGGAAGACCUCUACAGCCUUAUAUGCUUCUUACAUGUUGAACCAUGGUGCAAUUGGGCUUGGUGGAACAAAUUGAUUCAAAGGCCUUAUGAGAAUGGUGAUCUAAGAGGGCUGAGACUGGUCAAAGCUAUAUUGAGGCCAUUGAUGCUGAGAAGGACAAAGGAAACAAAGGAUAAAGAAGGAAGGCCAAUUCUCGUUCUACCUCCAACUGACAUUCAAAUCAUUGAGUGUGAACAGUCAGAAGCCGAACAUGACUUUUAUGAUGCGCUUUUUAAGAGAUCUAAAGUCCAAUUUGACCAGUUUGUUGCACAAGGCAAGGUUCUUCACAACUUUGCAUCAAUCCUUGAGCUACUGCUUCGAUUGAGGCAAUGCUGCAACCACCCGUAUCUUGUUAUGAGUCGUGCUGGUUCCCAAAAGUAUGCAGACCUGAACAAGCUUGCAAGAAGGUUCCUCGAAAUCAAUCCUGAUUCUUCCACUACAAAGCAGAUUGGCCCAACCCAUGCAUACAUUGAAGAGGUUGUUGACGGUAUCCGGAAGGGCGAAAACACAGAGUGCCCCAUAUGCAUGGAGUAUGCUGACGACCCUGUUCUCACUCCAUGCGCGCAUAGGAUGUGUAGAGAGUGUCUCCUCUCAAGCUGGCGGACCCCAACAACUGGGCUAUGCCCAAUUUGCCGGCAAUUACUCAAAAAGACCGACCUCAUAACAUGCCCAACAGAAAACCAGUUCUGGGUUGAUGUUGACACGAACUGGAAGGAGUCUUCGAAGGUUUCAAAACUCUUUGACUGCUUGGAACGUAUUCGCCGGUCAGGUUCUGGUGAAAAGAGCAUUGUUUUCAGCCAGUGGACUUCGUUUUUUGAUCUCCUUGAGAUCCCCUUGAAGAGGAGAGGUAUCGGCUUCUUAAGGUUUGAUGGAAAGCUUGCGCAGAAGCAGAGGGAGUGUGUCCUGAAGGAGUUUAGCGAGACCAAGGAGAAAAUGGUAUUGCUGAUGUCUUUGAAAGCUGGUGGUGUUGGCUUGAAUCUAACUGCAGCCUCUAAUGUCUUCUUAAUGGAUCCAUGGUGGAAUCCUGCCGUUGAAGAGCAAGCAAUCAUGCGAAUUCAUCGUAUUGGGCAAAAGCGAACGGUGCGUGUCAGAAGAUUCAUUGUUAAGGACACGGUGGAGGAAAGAAUGCAACAAGUCCAGGCACGUAAGCAGCACAUGAUUUCUGGGGCCCUCACCGAUCAGGAGGUUCGGACGGCUAGGAUUGAGGAGCUCAAAAUGCUUUUCCGAUGAAAUUGCAUGAUUAAAUUUAUUUUGACGAGAGGGGCAUGCAUGCUUUGGAGGGUUUUUUUGUAUGGGUCCGAAGAUGCCCAAUUUUGUAAAUUCUGGCAUUGUGAAUGGUAAUUUGGUGCUCUCCGUCGACAAUGAUUGCCAUGUAGAGCACAAUAGAGAGAAUAUACCGGGGGGUAGCCACAGGAAAAGUUGAAAAUAUAUGAAUAUACUGAAAAUGACGCUUCUAUCCU
This is a messenger RNA of Alnus glutinosa, 4343 nucleotides long. RefSeq names its product DNA repair protein RAD5B. The transcript is spliced from 18 exons. Gene Ontology annotation, molecular function: hydrolase activity, acting on acid anhydrides, in phosphorus-containing anhydrides; ATP-dependent chromatin remodeler activity; nucleic acid binding. Bases 139 to 4113 code for a protein of 1324 amino acids. Lineage: Eukaryota; Viridiplantae; Streptophyta; Magnoliopsida; Fagales; Betulaceae. The record is from RefSeq and is a predicted model, not a curated record.